GCCGUGAAGUUGGCUGCUAUAAGAUUUCUUGAUCGAAUAGCUGGGUGUUGACACAUCCAGGUGGUUAGAUAAUCCACGCGGUCGUGAAAGAAUAAAUUGAGGCAAAUUUUUAAGUCGAUCGUUUUUUCUACGUUAAAAGAAUGUGUUUGGAAAGCCAUGCUACGAGGUUAUCUCUAUCUUCCUCUCUUUCCCUGCGUAUUUCUUGAAAGGAACGCUAUAUUUUAUUCAAAAGAAAAUAAGCUUUUGAAGAAACAAAUGGCUGACGGCCGAAGGUAACGAUUUUUUUAUAAAAUAACUGGAAUAUUAAGAAUUAAACUAAGAAGAAAUCAAAUUCCUGAAGAAAAAAAUUUCCAAACAAACGAACGAACGAGGACCGAAGUGAAAGUUUCUUUUGAAAAUAAGGGAUUCUAGGGGUUUGGAAUGCUAAAAACUAUAGGCAAUCUUUCCAAGGAAUAAAAUGUAUUGAAAAAUAACAAUAGGAUUGAAAAAUAAACCCUACGAAUAGCUCAGGAAUGAUUCAGAGAAUUUCCAUUAUUUCGAAACAUAUGUUUCAAAAUGCGCUUGAAAGGAAGGGCCGAAUAAUGGUUCUCAAAUGGUAUAUAGAAAAUUGUUGUCUCAGUAAGCUAUUCAAAACUAUCUGCCGUCAUGGUUAAAAAAUUUUCUUAAAAAUACAAUAUUCUUUUUCACAAUUCUACGGAAAGAAUUCUACCUCCAUAGUAGUAUUUCUUUACCCGUAGACGGAAGUAGGAGAUUCAUUUCGUUUGUAGCAGAGUUCGAGUAAGUUCUAUCAACGGAAUCACACACAAUUUGUGAAGACUUACUUACUUUUCUUAUUCCAAAGAAGAUUAGAACAUCGUCGAUGGAAUAUAUCGAACAUUAAUUUCCAUUAAACAUUCAAAAGGAAAUAAGAACAUCGGAAUAUUAUCGUAUAAAGAUCCACAUUCGACGGUAUGAUAGAAAAAGUGUUCGAAUUGAAUACAUUUUCCAGUGAAACGGAAGAAGAGAUUUGUAACGACGAAUAAAAUCACGAACGGUUAACCAUGUUUUAUUAAGAUGUGUAAUUGACGGUACGUUAUUAAAAGUAAAUUAAAUAUAUACUUUCUAAAUUAGAAGAAUCAAAAUAUUUGUUUAUCUCUUCGAAGGCAUAAAGUGAUAACGUGGAAUAGUGUGGUGUUGGGGGGGUGGGGAUAGUAGUAAAUGAUUUGGUGAGUAAUAUAGUGCAAGUAUUCAAAGAGUGAACAUGUGGAAAUAUUAGAACAUUCGAACCGUGUUUUGGCGCCUAUGCGCGUGUGAUUUCUCGCGAUUCGUUUUAAGUAACGUGAAGCUGGACACGUAUCUUAAUUCGACUUUCGAUAUACAACCUAAAAAUCGCAGAAUUUGACGCCAUUGGGUCGUCCACCACGCGCGACUAAGCUAACGACGUGAAGUCAGCUGCAUUGCUUUAGUGCCCGAGUUGUGUGUACAUAUAAAUGGCGGCUGACGAAAAAUGGUAUUUUACGAAAGAACAGCUAACAAACACGCCGAGCAGAAGAUGCGGCAUCGAUGCAGAUAAAGAACUAAGUUACAGGCAGCAGGCCGCCAAUUUCAUCCAGGACAUGGGCCAGCGACUCGUUGUCACACAACUAUGCAUCAACACUGCAAUAGUUUAUAUGCACAGGUUUUACGUAUUCCAUUCGCUAUCACAGUUUCACAGAAAUUCCAUUGCUGCAGCAGCCCUGUUUUUAGCAGCGAAAGUUGAAGAACAACCACGCAAACUAGAACAUGUCAUCAAAAUGGCAUACAUGUGCUUACACCGAGAACAGCCACCUGAUAGAUCUGAGCAAUACCUUGAACAAGCUCAAGAUUUGGUAUUCAAUGAAAAUGUCCUGUUACAAACAUUAGGGUUUGAUGUUGCUAUUGAUCAUCCUCACACACAUGUUGUUCGAUGUUGUCAACUUGUCAAGGCAAGCAAAGAUCUAGCUCAGACGUCCUAUUUUAUGGCAUCUAACAGCUUACAUUUAACAACCAUGUGUCUGCAAUACAAACCUACAGUAGUCGCCUGUUUCUGCAUUCAUUUAGCAUGCAAAUGGUCCAAUUGGGAGAUACCUCAAAGUAAUGAAGGGAGGCAUUGGUUCUGGUACGUUGAUAAAACUGUUACUUCAGAUCUGCUCCAACAACUUACUGCAGAAUUUCUACAUAUAUUUGAUAAAUGUCCAUCAAGAUUGAAAAGAAAAAUUAUGAGCAUUUCCGCUAAUCAAAGCCCGAGUAUAAAUCAUCAAAAUGUAUCUAAUAAUUCAUUAUUUGAUGCCGAACCACGAAAAGUUCAAUCUCCAGCAUCUGCGGCUGAAGGAGGACCAACAUUUCAUUCUAAUCGGCCGCAUCAUUCCGAAAGACAAGAGGAAAGGAGACAACUUCCUUCAACAAAUGCCAGACCACCUGUUGAUUACCGUGAAUAUAAAGAGAAAAAAGAACGUGAACGUUUAGAGAGAGAAAAGGCACCAACUCCAUCUACGAGUAGUCAAAGUCAUGCAGUUGACAUUAAUAAGCAUCAUUCUUCACACCAUCAUAAACCUGUGCCUGGAACCAGCAUGCCUAAUAAGCAUUCCGUGCCACCAGGGCAAAAAUCUACAUUGCAUCAUAAUCAUCAUCAUAGACAAGAGAUAAAAGUUAAUCAACCAGUACAGCAAAGACAUUCUACCGGCAACCAACCACGAGAAUCUAAUCGCGAUCCUAGUAGACAGAGGAUAGCAAGGGAAUACAAUUCUAGCAGUAGUUCAAAUACUAAUAGUUCAGUGCACUCUCACGGUCAUAUUCUACAUCAAACAAAAGAUGUAAAUGUAGACAAUGCUUUACCAGAUAAUACAUCACACAGAUCUGACAUUGCUACAUUACAAGACAAUCUCAGUAAUAAUAAUCACAAUUUACAGAGGUUAAGUACAAUCGAUGGAAAACAUCAACCACACGACAAAAGGGUCUAUGAUCCGAGGCAUAAACCUGUAGAUCAUAAAAAAGACGGAGAACAGAAAGUUUAUAAUAAAUAUCCUGACUCGUCAAGAGAUAGACAACGGAAAUCUGAUUCUUUGGAACAGAGAUCCGAAGAAGUAAGAAAACUUAUAGAAAAACCCUUACUGUAUCCAAAACCAGCAUUGGAUGUACAACAUGCUGUCAAUAUACAAAAAUCCUCUUAUCAUGGUAAAUAUAGUCAACCGGAUAAACCACAGGGAAGCACCAGUGCAUUCAUAAGUGAUAUGAAGUCAACUGCUAUGCCUCAAAAUACAUUCACUCAAGAAAAAUCUCCAAAUACCCUUGCAUCUUCUUUAUCACAAAUUCCUCAGAAAAGCAUAUCUUCUAAGUCUAUGAUAAGUCAACAUUCUGCUUACAGUGUUUCGCAAACAUUAAAAGAUUCCAUCAAGAAUGGAAACUCUCAAUCCUCGUGUUUAACGCCUUUGAAUAACAUAGAUGACCCAAAAGCUGAAAAACGACCGCGACAUGACGAAAUGAUCGAUCAACAACAAAAUUUAUUGCCAACACCAGUGACCAAGCACAAAUCGUUGUUUAGCCCGGAAAAAGUGCAAACCAGUCGAGAGUCUCACUCUCAGAGGCCUAAAUCGAAACAAAAAACGCCACCUUCGGCCGUUAAAGUUCCUAAACAAGACCGUGCACCAGAGACAUUAACCGGUCUUAAUUUGGCGACAUCAUUCACGAGUCCACCAAAUUUACAUCAAACUGAUUUGAUGACGAUGAAGCGUUCAGGUAGCGAUUUGUCAGGGAUGUCUCAUAAAAGACAUCGAAAUAUAAGUUCUAGUGAGAAUGAAUCCCAAGCGAAAGGGAAAAUAGAGGAAACAUCAAAUUUAGAGGUCAUAAAGAUGCAUAGUAGAGUACCAGAGAUUGUCCAGCCAAUUAGAGAUAAUUCUUCAUCGAAUGGUAGAAGUACUUCGGUAUCUAGUGAAUUACAACCACCGGAAUUAAUUAAACCAUUUGAACCAGAAUCUGUGAUUUCUCGUUUUGGUACUAUAGCUACUAUGGCUACAAAUGGGUUAGAUGCAGGUAUUGAGACUCAGCAAGUGCAAAUGGAAUAUUUGUCACCAAUGAAAUCAGCUCAAAGUAUAAGUGCUCUAUUGCAAGAACCUUUAGCUCCAUUGCCAUCUUUACUGCAGGGUAUGCAGCAAUUUAGUCAAAUAACAUCACAACAGGCACAUCAAGAGCAAGUUCUUCAGCAAGAGCAGCAACAACAGUCUCAACAGUCAUCACAACAACAAUCACAGAUGCAAUUACAAAUACAAGCACAGACAAUUCAGCAUCAACAUCAACAGUCGCAUCAACAACAACAGCCCAUAACAUCUCAUUCAUUGUUACUUCCUAAUAGUCAAUUAGCAGUACAAACACAGUGUAUGACACUGCCUUCGUCAAUGACUGAAACGUCAGUAGUUUCAACGGUUGACAUCAGUGUUCUAUCUGCUCCGGUGCAGAGUAAUACAGAUGGAAUAGUUCAAACUGUACCAACAACGACGGUACAGCCAGUAGUGGCAGCAGUGACUGAAGAGAAGAGAACAGAACAUCAUAAAAGUGAAAAGAAAAAGAAAAAGGAAAAGCACAAACACAAGGAUAAAGAGAAGAGCAAAGAAAAGCAUAAACAUAAACACAAGGAUAAGGACAAGGAGAAACAUCGUGAAAAAGACAAGGAGAAAAAUGAGGAGACAUUAUCAGCCGCACCUAUCAAAAUAACAAUACCCAAAGAGAAGUUAAAUCUCAGUGGUGAAACUGCUGUUACAAGUGGUGGUACUGUUGUUAUACCGGAGAAAAACAAAUCACCUCAAGGUACAGGCUUGAAAUUAAAAAUUUUGAAAGAUCGACUGAAGAGUGCUGAAAGUAUACCAGGUACACAAGCUCAACCAGUGCCACAAGCACCGUUAAAAAUGAAAAUACGAACGGACGCAAUCUGGAGAAGUUCGACGGGUAGUGCACCAGUAACGACGACAAGCGCCUCGACAAUUGGUAGUGUGCCGGACUAUUCUGGUGAAAGUCGGAAAAGAGAAAGGACCGAUGCCAAUGAGAGCGCAUCAAACGUGCUUCAAUCAGCAAAAAAACAACAGCACUAUCAUCACUACCACCACCAUCAACAACAGCAACAACAACAACAGCAACAACAACAACAACAGUCACAGCAGGUUUCAUCAAUGGUUGCCGGUGGUCACGGUCAAUACCGUUCCGGAGAAAGGCAGAAUGGCAGGCACUAUAGUUCAGGCAGCAAUAACAAGGAAAGGCAUACGUCCAGUCAUCACAAGAGUACCAGCAAAAUCUCACAAAAUCAGCAAUCCCACGCUACGUAGUAUCGAGAAAUCCGGAUAAAACGGCAUCAAUAAGCCGACAUAUAUAAUUGUUUAGAAUAUAAAUAUUUAUAUAUAGUAAAUAUAUAUAGAUAUAUAUAUUCUAUUACAAUAUAUAUAUAUAUAUAUACAUGUAUAUGUAUAUGUAUAUACAUAUUACUCGUCGAAGAAGUGCCCUGAUCGAUGUGCGUCCAGCCCGCGGAAGUCAUCAUCUUCCAAGUUGCAUUUCUACCGCUCGAAGAAGCAGAAAAGAAACUCUCGAUGCACCUAAAAACUAUCGCGUAACAAACUGAAAUAUGUAUUUCGAGAUUUUCAUGAUGAUAAUGUCUACAACACAACAACAACGAUGACGACGACGACGACGACACAACGCCAACGUCAACGACUACGACUACGACGACUACGAUGACGAUGACGAUGACAAUGACGAUGACGAUGAUAACGACAACGUCAUUGAAAUCAAACUGAGUCUCACGAGAAUGAAAAGAUCGAUUUCUUGCAGAUCGAUUGUGAAUGUACCGAGUUUCUUGUAAAGAGAGAGGAGAAAGUUUCUUUCAUGAACGUGUCGUAUCAUCGUUUCCUGUAUAAUCCAUUCGACGAUGUUGGUGGUGUGUGUGUGUUCCGUUCUUCUGUUGUAUUUCUCUCUUCUGCGUAUGCGAUGAUGACUUUUUUUCUCUUUUUUUUUUUGUUUUGUUUUUUCAUUUACUUUUUAUUUUUAAUAUAUAUUUUUAAUUAGUUUAUUUCUCUCAGACACAUACGUACAUUCAUACAUAAAUACAAAUAAACAAAUAAACAAACAAAUCUUCUCAUCCCCAAAGAGAGAAAACAAAAACGUUUAUAUUGACGCUUACACAGCGAAAUGGACGCGUGUAUAGACCUUACCGUUAGACAAUGUUCACAAUGUUUAAUCAUAUUGAUUCGAUGCGAAGGGGAAUGCUUCUUUGAAAAAAAAUAUUAAAUAGAAACAUUUAGAGAGAAAUGAGGAGAAAAAGAUAAAAGAUAUUCUUACUCAGGUCGAAUUAGAUCGCGAUAGGUAAUUAAGAGAAACAAAAAAUGCGGCUUUACUUUGUUCUAGUUCGCAUACAUGUCUUUCUUUUUUUUUUUUUUCUGUUUUUGCGGACAGACUCACUCUAUCUCUCUCUCUCUCUCUCUCUCUCACU
Messenger RNA from Polistes canadensis, 6466 nucleotides. Its product is annotated as cyclin-T. Gene Ontology annotation, cellular component: nucleus; cyclin/CDK positive transcription elongation factor complex. NCBI's taxonomy places the organism in Eukaryota, Metazoa, Arthropoda, Insecta, Hymenoptera, Vespidae. The coding region runs from base 1470 to 5309 and encodes 1279 amino acids. Gene Ontology annotation, molecular function: cyclin-dependent protein serine/threonine kinase activator activity. The record is from RefSeq and is a predicted model, not a curated record. The transcript has 10 exons. Gene Ontology annotation, biological process: regulation of transcription by RNA polymerase II; positive regulation of DNA-templated transcription, elongation.